Pteropus alecto (black flying fox) is the source of this 4129-nucleotide messenger RNA. It is a transcript of the gene NCAPG2, whose product is annotated as non-SMC condensin II complex subunit G2. Gene Ontology annotation, biological process: mitotic sister chromatid segregation. Lineage: Eukaryota; Metazoa; Chordata; Mammalia; Chiroptera; Pteropodidae. The coding region runs from base 379 to 3801 and encodes 1140 amino acids. Gene Ontology annotation, cellular component: nucleus; condensin complex. The transcript has 29 exons. The record is from RefSeq and is a predicted model, not a curated record.
CACGGCCCGGCUGCCGUCUCUGAAGGGGCGCAGCAGAGUCGGGCAGCGGGGCGCCGAGCGCGCGACGCCCGUGCCGUCCCCGGGUACCGACCCCACAGAGCACCCCCAGCCUGGAUCCGGGGACGGACCCCACAGAAGACUCUCAGACCGGAUCCGGGGACUGACCGAACCCACAGAGGACCAGUCCCCGACCUCCUGGAUGAAGAGCUCCCUGCUGUGGAGAUGGAUAACUGCAUAGCGGGGUGAUCCCUAGCCUUCAAAGUAGCACAAGGUCCGUCUGUGUACAGUAGUACGGGAGACAGAGUGUGCCCCUUGGGACGAUACGCCGAGCGUAAGGGUUACAGAAUAAAUGCCAUAUGAAACACAGUUCCAUCUGUCAUGGAAAAACGUGAGACAUUUGUACAAGCAGUGUCUAAGGAGCUGAUUGGAGAAUUUUUGCAAUUUGUUCAACUUGAUGAAGAUGCUUCUGACCCUUUCAACCUAAAUGAACUACUAGAUGAAUUAUCAAGGAAACAGAAGGAAGAGCUAUGGCGAAGGCUCAGGAGUUUACUGACAGACGUGUUGUUAGAAAGCCCGGUGGAUGGGUGGCAGACAGAGGAAGACCUGGGUGAAGACGACAUGGAAACAGACCAUGAUUCAAAAACGAAAAAAAGCAUAGAAAUAAUCCGUGCAAUUACAUCCGUGAUUCUUGCUUCUGUAUCUGUAAUAAAUGAGAGUGAGAAUUAUGAGGCCUUACUGGAAUGUGCUGUAAUAUUAAAUGGUGUCCUGUACGCGCUCCCCGCAUCUGAACGGAAGCUGCAGGGCUCCAUUCAGGACUUGUGUGUCACGUGGUGGGAAAGAGGCCUGCCUGCCAAAGAGGACAUGGGCAAGACUGCUUUCGUCAUGCUGCUGAGGAGGAGUCUCGAGACGAAAACAGGUGCAGACAUAUGUCGACUUUGGCGUAUUCAUCAGGCUUUAUAUUGCUUUGAUUAUGAUUUGGAGGAAAGUAGAGAAAUUAAAAAUAUGCUACUUGAGUGCUUCAUCAAUGUUAAUUACAUCAAGAAGGAAGAGGGAAGAAGAUUUCUUAGUUCUCUAUUCAAUUGGAAUAUAAAUUUUAUUAAAAUGAUCCACGGGACCAUUAAAAACCAGUUACAGGGAUUACCAAAGUGUUUGAUGGUCCACAUUGCAGAGAUUUAUUUCAGAGCUUGGAAAAAGGCUUCAGGGAAAAUUUUGGAGACCAUAGAGCAUGGCUGCAUCCAGGACUUCAUGUACCACGGCAUCCACCUUCAGCGGAGGUCACCGGUGCACCCCAGAGUGCGUGAGGUGCUAACUUAUUUUCACCAUCAAAAGAGAGUUCGGCAGGGAGUGGAAGAGAUGCUUUACAGACUGUAUAAGCCCAUCCUUUGGAGAGGGUUGAAGGCCAGAAACUCUGAAGUCCGGUCAAAUGCUGCACUGUUGUUCGUUGAAGCAUUUCCUGUUAGGGAUCCAAACUUCAAUGCCAUUGAAAUGGAUAGUGAAAUUCAGAAACAAUUUGAAGAACUCUAUAGCCUUUUGGAAGAUCCUUAUCCGAUGGUCCGUUCUACAGGGAUACUCGGUGUUUGUAAAAUAACUUCCAAAUACUGGGAGAUGAUGCCUCCCACCAUUCUCAUUGAUCUCCUCAAGAAGGUAACUGGGGAACUGGCAUUUGAUACAAGCUCGGCCGAUGUGCGCUGUUCUGUCUUUAAGUGUCUGCCGAUACUUUUGGAUAACAAAUUAAGCCACCCGUUACUAGAACAGCUUUUGCCAGCAGUAAAAUACAGUCUCCAUGACAAUUCAGAGAAAGUGAGAGUGGCUUUUGUUGAUAUGCUGCUGAAAGUUAAAGCCGUGAGGGCUGCUAAGUUUUGGAAAAUAUGUCCCAUGGAGCACAUUCUGGCCCGUCUGGCAUCAGAUUCCCGGCCUGUGUCUCGACGCCUGGUGAGCCUCAUCUUUAACUCUUUCCUGCCCGUGAACCAGCCCGAGGAGGUGUGGUGUGAGCGCUGUGUCACACUGCUCCAGAUGAACCGCGCAGCCGCCAGGAAGUUCUACCAGUACGCCCACGAGCACACUGCCUGCACCAACAUAGCAAAGCUGAUUCAUGUGAUUCGCCAUUGUUUAAACGCCUGCAUCCGGAAGGCCAUCAGGGAGAGCCAGGAGGAUGGCGAGGAGCGGGAGAAGGAGGACGUGAGUGUUCUGGACAAAACCUUGUCAGUCCAUGAUGCCGCAUCCAUGGCGGGUUUACUGGAAGUCGUCGUGAUUCUCUGGAAGAGCAUUCACAGAAACAUGGAGAGCAAUAAGGAGGCCAGAGGCUACACUGUCGGCAAGUUCGCUUCUGUGCUCCCCGAGUACCUGAAAGUGUUCCAGGAUGACCACUGCAAGACGCCUUUGUUUAUGCUGAUGUCCUUCAUGCCGGCCUCCUCCGUGCCUGCAUUCAGCUGUGGUGUGAUUUCCACGUUAAGAAACCAAGAGGAAGGGGCAGCAGACAGGAGCUAUUGCACUUUGUUAGACUGUCUCUGUUCCUGGGGACACGUGGGGCACAUUCUGGAACUCGUCUGCGACUGGCUGCCGGAGGAGCAGCCGCAGAGAAAGAGUAACUCAGCGUCCAAGCGGAAGGUGCGGAUCCAUGAUACGCGCCCAGUGAAGCCGGAGUUGGCCUUGAUUUACAUGGAGUACUUGCUGACCCACCCGAAGAAUCGGGAGUGCCUGCUCUCUGCUCCCCACAAGAAACUGAACCAUCUUUUGAAAGCACUUGACACAUCAAAGGUAGACCUGGAAUCAAUUUUGCAGUCACCAGAUGGGAAACCUCAGAACUUCACUGAAGCGACUGCCUUGCGUGCCUUCAGCCUCCACUGUCGCCUGAGCAUUCACCUUCAGCACAAGUUCUGCUCAGAAGGAAAAGUGUACCUGUCCAUUUUGGAAGACACGGGGUUUUGGUUAGAAAGCAAAGUUUUGUCUUUUAUUCAAGAUCAAGAAGAAGAAUACCUGAAGCUUCGUAGGGUUAUUUACCAGGAAAUUAUCCAGACCUACCUCACUGUGUGCAAGGACGUCGUGAUGGUUGGCCUUGGCGAUUGUAGGUUUCAGAUACAGCUGUUACAGCGGAGUCUUGGAAUCACACACACAGUGAAAGGAUUCUUUUAUGUUUCAUUACUUCUUGGCAUUCUAAAAGAGGUAACCGGAAGCUCCUUAAAGCAGAAAACAGAUUCAGAUGGAGACGUUGCAGCGCUGUUUGAUAUGGUCCAGAAGGUCUUUCAGAAAAUGUUGGAAUGCAUGGCGUGGAACUUUAGGAAGCAACCGGAAGAAGGCCUGCGGCUCCUGUGUUCUGUUCAGACCCCUCUGCAUGAUUUUAUAACGACCGUUCAGUCGUGGCAUGAGGACACGCCCCUUCACCGAAGUGUGCUUUCCAUUCUGAUCGCUGCCUCUGUCGUCGAGAUAAGUCACCAACUACGAAAGGUUACGGAUGUAGAAGAGCUUACCCCCCCAGAGCGUCUUUCAGACCUUCCACCAUUUUCAAGGUGUUUAAUAGGAAUAAUAAUAAAAUCUCCGAAUGUGGUCAGGUCAUAUUUAGAUGAAUUAAAGGCAUCUGUUACUUCUGACGAUAUUGAAGGAAUUGUAUGUCUCACAGCCAUUAUGCAUAUUAUUUUGGUUAUUAAUAAAGGUAAACAUAAAAGUUCAAAAGUGAAGGAUGUUGCCGCCACUGUUCACAGAAAACUAAAGACAUUCAUGGAGAUCACUUUGGAAGAGGAUAGCAUGGAGAGAUUUCUCUACGAGUCAUCAUCAAGAACUUUGGGAGCUUUUCUGAAUUCAUAACCAAGCCAGAAUCUCUGGUCAUGUAAAAAUAGAGAAAAAGGACUUACGGAAAAUUAAAUGAAUGUGUAUUUUCCUAGUGUUAAUUUUAAUGUUAAUAACACAUAGUAGAGAAGGGGUGGGAUUUAUUGGAGAGAGGUAUGAGUAGGAAGCUUGCCUUGUGCCUGCAAAAUAAUAUAUUUAAUGAUAUCAGUGGUGCAGGAACCCACAGUGCAAAGAAAAAGCUUUCUAGCAAACCUGGUUGUUUUUAACAUGACUUUUAUCUAUAAUGCUGCCUGCAAACUGAGUAAUAAAGCAAUGGCAACAUCUGUUUGCACACUUCAUUUGAAAA